Gastrolobium bilobum is the source of this 1704-nucleotide messenger RNA. Its product is annotated as cysteine synthase-like. Gene Ontology annotation, cellular component: cytoplasm. The transcript is spliced from 11 exons. The record is from RefSeq and is a predicted model, not a curated record. The coding region runs from base 162 to 1133 and encodes 323 amino acids. Gene Ontology annotation, molecular function: cysteine synthase activity. NCBI's taxonomy places the organism in Eukaryota, Viridiplantae, Streptophyta, Magnoliopsida, Fabales, Fabaceae.
GGGACACAAUCAAACAAACGAAGCUUCUACAGUGUAUCUUGUUCUUUGUGGUUAAGAUCUUCGGAAGUCGCACCAGUUUUUUGUUCAUAAUAGCUGUGUUUUUCUUUCGUUUUUUUUACACACACGGAUUCUUUUUCACAAUCCAGUUCUACCAAGAUAACAUGGAGGUGCAGUGUGCAAUAAAAAAUGAUGUCACUGAACUAAUUGGAAACACUCCAAUGGUUUAUCUAAAUAAAGUUGUGGAAGGUUGUGUAGCCCGUAUUGCUGCCAAGUUGGAGUCAAUGGAACCCUGCUCAAGCGUCAAAGACAGGAUAGCAUUAAGUAUGCUCAAGGAUGCUGAGGACAAGGGUCUGAUUACACCAGGGAAGACUGUCCUCGUUGAGACUACUAGCGGAAACACUGGAAUUGGGUUGGCAUUCAUUGCAGCACUUAAAGGUUAUAGGCUAAUCCUAGCAAUGCCAGCUUCAAUGAGUCUUGAGAGAAGAAUUGUACUUCGUGCUUUGGGAGCUGAGCUACAUCUCACGGAUCCUGAUAAGGGCUUUAAAGGUAGUCUUCAAAAGGCUGAGGAACUAUUGAGGGAGACACCUGAUGCUUUUAUGCCUCAUCAAUUUGAAAAUCCUGCAAAUCCAAAGAUUCACUAUGAAACCACUGGCCCUGAGAUAUGGAGAGAUUCUGGAGGGAAAGUUGAUGCCCUUGUAGCAGGUAUAGGAACUGGGGGAACAAUAACAGGUGCAGGGAAAUUCCUCAAGGAGAGAAACCCUGAAAUCAAGGUCUAUGGAGUGGAACCGGUUGAAAGUGCUGUCUUGAGUGGAGGACAGCCAGGCAAGCAUCUGAUUCAGGGAAUUGGUGCUGGCAUUGUUCCUUCUGUGCUGGAUGUUAAUGUGCUUGAUGAAAUUAUUCAGGUAUCAAGUGAGGAAGCUAUAGAAACUGCUAAGCUGUUAGCCCUGAAAGAAGGUUUGCUGGUAGGGAUUUCGUCUGGAGCUGCAGCAGCAGCAGCAAUAAAAUUGGGAAAGAGGCCAGAAAAUGCUGGGAAACUCAUCGUUGUGGUGUUCCCUAGUUCUGGAGAGCGUUAUCUCUCUUCUCCAUUGUUUGAAUCCAUUAGACAUGAGGCAGAACAGAUGACGUUUGAUUAGGGAACUGUCAUUAGUCCUGUUGCUGGUUAAGAGACUUUGGAUUCACUUAUAAAUCUCCUUUACAGAACUCUGAGAAGUUAUGAGUUAUUUUUAUAGCUCAAGUUUGAUUGAAAUACAAUAUUGCCGCUGGUAUGAGGAUAAAUUCUUGCAUAAGAAAACAUAAUAACAUAUCUAGUAAAGUAGGAACUACCUCAACUCAUAUAUUGACAUAUAGGCCAUUUUAUCAGUGCUGCAGUAGUACUAAUAAUGUUUCACCCAAGACAUAUAAACCACUACUCACCCCCACCACAAAGAGUUUGUAGGGCAUUUAAUUGAGUCCUCACCCUGAGGCCUGGAUUUCAAGUUGCUUACCUCCAUGCAUGUUAAUGGUCUUGGUUAAACCCCUAUUGCAUAUACAAAUUAUGUUGUACAUUAUGAGUGCUGGAGGCCUAUUUCAUUAUUGAAAGUUAUGAAACUUGAUACCUGAACUAAAACUACAAUUUGGAAACACAUUUUUUACUUGGCCUUAGAGAUAAGGUGCCCCCUAGUUACAUUCAAUUGAAGUAUAUAUGCAGUUUUGACAUAGAUAUGC